AUGGCGACCCCUGCCACCACCAUUCGCCUUCUCGCAUGCUUUGCGGUAGCCGCGUGUCUGCUGAUGGUGCACAGCGGCUCGCGGCUCGUCAGCGGCCCAGAGCGGAUCCGCAGCGGCAAACUCGAGCAGGCUGACGAGGAGGUGGGUGCGUUGCGGCGGCAGCUCGAGGCGGCAAGGGCAGAGGCGGCCGCAGCUGCCACUGAGGCGCGAGCGGCCACACGGAGGGCGGAGGCGGCGGAGGCGGCGGAGGCGAAGGCGCUCGCGCAGGCGGCGGCCGCUGCACUGCCGCGCCGCACUGCCUCCUCUGGGCCUGGCGAGGGACUUUCCGGGCUCGAGGAGGCCAACGGAAGGCUGCUGAGCCGCGACGACAUCCUGGCUCGCGUCCCGGUGGGCCAGCCCGCCUUCUUCACCGUCGCGAACUCCGCCUACGCCGACCUCGCCGAGAACUGGGCGCUGCUGCUGAGGCCGCUGCUGCGCGGGACGACGGCGGGCCACAUGUUCGUCGCCUCACUGGACGGCGCGCUGGCGACGCGACUCCUCGCGCGAAGGCUGCCGACGCUGCGGGUCGGGCUUGGCUCCAACGACACCGGCCGGGCACCACCGCAGUCCAAGGCGCCGCCGGUCGAGGUGAGCGCAAACUUCCGGCUCAAGUUCUCGAUGUUUCGCGCCUAUGGGGUGACCAAGGCGGACCUCAUUGUGUGGCUUCUGCGAGCUGGCCGGCCGGCGGUCGUGUCGGACGUCGAUUGCGCGUGGCUCUCGCGGCCGCAGGCCUCCGUCUCCGGGAAGCCGGGCGAGAACGACUGCGACCAUGGCUGCGCGGGGGCGGUGGACGACCAGCUCACCUUCAACCAGAUCGUGGCGGGCUCGCCGACCAAAGGCAAGGGCGAGCCUAUCUACCCGCUCCGCGCAGCCGGCGACGGCGGGCGGGUGGUCUUCGACGGCAGCCAUCGGCGGAAGAUCGGGCCGGUCUCGGCGCGCGUGAUCUGCUCGGGGCACGUCUUUCACGUCCAGCAGGCCGUCCGGAUCUCUGCGAAUCUCGGCGAAUCUCGGGCAAUCUCGGCGAAUCUCGGGCAAUCCAAUGGCUGUAGGCCGUCGAGCCUCGCGCGUGCCUCGUGA
Molecule: messenger RNA, 1116 nt
Organism: Emiliania huxleyi CCMP1516
Lineage: Eukaryota; Haptophyta; Isochrysidales; Noelaerhabdaceae
Exons: 5
Coding region: 1-1116 (371 amino acids)
Source: RefSeq, a predicted model, not a curated record